Molecule: messenger RNA, 1456 nt
Organism: Oryzias latipes (Japanese medaka)
Lineage: Eukaryota; Metazoa; Chordata; Actinopteri; Beloniformes; Adrianichthyidae
Source: RefSeq, a predicted model, not a curated record
UUUCACCCGUUUUGAUUUUGUUGUUUCUUACCGUCCUGGCUCCAAGAAUGUAAAACCUGACGCCCUCUCUCGGCAGCAGGAACUUAUAGUGAAGGAUCAACAUCCAAGAACAGUCAUACCGGCAUCCUGCGUUCUAGGUGCCCUCACUUGGCGGUUGGAGAGGGACAUCAAGGCUGCUCAGGCGCAGGACCCAGACCCAGGACCAUCUCAUUCCUACGCCGACGGUUCUGGUGGCCCAGUCUAGCAAGGGACACCCGGGAGUUUGUUUCUGCCUGCACAGUCUGUGCCCAGAAUAAGACCACCAACCAACCUCCUGCUGGGCUCCUACACCCUUUACCAGUCCCGAGCCGUCCUUGGUCCCACAUUGCCCUGGACUUCGUCACCGGUCUGCCGUCCUCAGCUGGCAGGACGGUCAUCAUGACAGUGGUGGACCGGUUUUCGAAGGCAGCCCACUUUGUGGCCUUGCAGAAGCUGCCUUCGGCCGCGGAGACUGCCAAACUCAUCACUGAUCAUGUUUUCCGGCUGCAUGGUAUUCCGGUGGACCUGGUCUCGGACCGGGGUCCACAGUUCAUUUCCCAGGUGUGGAGGUCCUUCUGUGCAGCUUUCGGUGCCACUGCCAGUCUCUCCUCAGGGUUCCAUCCUCAGUCUAACGGGCAGGCUGAGAGGACCAAUCAGGACCUCGAGGCGUCCCUCCGAUGCAUCUGCUCUCGUCACCAGCUCCAUGCUUCCCUGGGUGGAGUAUGCCCACAACUCCAUGACCUCGUCUGCUACUGGUAUGUCUCCUUUUGAGUGCUCCCUGGGUUAUCAACCUCCUUUGUUCCCGGAGCAGGAGACAGAGGUGGCGGUACCAUCCAUCCAACACCUUUACCGCCGCUGCAGAAGAGUCUGGAGGGAGGCGCGUGCCGCACUGCUUCGCUCUUCCGCAACCAACAAGAGGCUGGCUGACCGGCACCGCCGCCCAGCCCCCGCCUACGCGCCAGGUCAGUCAGUCCUCCUCUCCACUGCUAAUAUCAAGUUGCGGACAGAGUCGAGGAAGCUCUCCCCCAGGUACAUCGGACCUUUCCAGGUGGUGAGGGUGAUUAACCCCGUGGCGGUCCAGUUACGCCUACCACAAACCAUGCGGAUCCAUCCAGUUUUUCACGUGUCUCAGCUUAAGCCACACAUCACGAGUCCCCUGCAUCCGUCCCCCACACCACCACCGGCGCCUCGCAUCAUCGAUGGUCAGCCCGCUUGGACCUUCCGGCACAUAAUGGACGUCAGACGGAGAGGACGGGGCUUCCAAUACUUGGUGGACUGGAAGGGGUGUGGGCCUGAAGAACGGUCCUGGGAACCGUCGUCCCGUAUUCUGGACAAGGACAUGCUCCGGGAGUUCCACCGGCGGUACCCUCACAAACCUGGUGGUGCGCCCAGGGGCGCCCCUUGAGGAGGAGGUACUGUUAGGUACCAGGAGGGGCCA